AUGAAUACCAGCAAUUCUAAGUGCCAAGCAGGACUAGCCACUCAACAACUUUUUGAUCUACUUUAUACACCUCCAACUAAAUUAAUGUUACUAGCCGGAUGUUCGCCAGUUACAACUGUGAUAGCCGAAUCAGCACCUGUGUGGAAGCUUGUCGUGUUACAUGCUUACUGCAUUACUAUUUCUCGCUCGAAAAAAGCUUCUAUACGAUCUAGCGAUGCGUCUAUGACUGUAUUGUCGUGGUUGGUAUUGGUCGGGGCCUUGGGGCCAUUACAUGCCGACGACCCCGUACCAUUGCAUAUUGGCGGCACAUUUCCCAUGGAAGCUGGUUCUGGGGGAUGGGCCGGUGGCCAGGCUUGCUUACCUGCUGUACAAAUGGCUUUGGAGGAUGUUAACAAUAGACCGGAUGUACUGCCCGGUUACGUCCUUCAUAUGAAUACCAGCAAUUCUAAGGUUACUUUGUAA
Molecule: messenger RNA, 462 nt
Organism: Cooperia oncophora
Lineage: Eukaryota; Metazoa; Nematoda; Chromadorea; Rhabditida; Trichostrongylidae
Source: the annotation of a GenBank genome assembly